This is a messenger RNA of Menidia menidia (Atlantic silverside), 2441 nucleotides long. The record is from the annotation of a GenBank genome assembly. Lineage: Eukaryota; Metazoa; Chordata; Actinopteri; Atheriniformes; Atherinopsidae.
CAAUCAACCAAUCGGGUAGGCUUUCGUGACUUCCUUGUUUCGACUCAGUCCCGUUUAAUCACACAUGCAUCAUCGAUUUGAGGCUUCGCUGCGCCGGUAAGGAUUCUGUGCUCAAUCAUUUGACAAGUAAUGUCUGUUAUUUAAUUUCCCGCGAAACAAACGUGGUACCUCGCGCCUGAGACGUCGGAACAAGUGCUUAAACAAAGUAUUGAGGCUAACUGAUCUUCAGCCAAAAUGGGAAUACACGGGCUUGCCAAGCUGAUAGCCGAUCAUGCCCCUGGUGCUAUCAAGGAGCAAGACAUCAAAAACUAUUUUGGAAGGAAAAUUGCUAUAGACGCCUCCAUGUGCAUCUACCAGUUCCUGAUUGCAGUGAGACAGGACGGUAAUGUUCUGCAGAAUGAAGAUGGAGAGACUACAAGCCACCUGAUGGGAAUGUUCUACCGCACAAUCCGCAUGUUGGAGCAUGGUAUCAAGCCAGUGUAUGUAUUUGAUGGGAAGCCUCCACAGCUCAAGUCUGGAGAGCUUGAAAAGAGAGGGGAAAGAAGAGCUGAGGCUGAGAAGUUGCUCGCUCAAGCCCAGGAGAUGGGGGAACAGGAAAACAUUGACAAAUUCUCUAAGCGUCUGGUUAAAGUCACCAAACAGCACAAUGAUGAGUGCAAAAAGCUGUUGUCCCUGAUGGGAGUGCCCUAUAUUGAGGCUCCAUGUGAGGCUGAGGCCAGCUGUGCCGCUCUGGUCAAAGCAGGGAAGGUCUUCGCCACGGCGACGGAGGAUAUGGACGGGCUGACCUUUGGGACAAAUGUCCUGCUCAGACACAUCACUGCCAGUGAAGCAAAGAAGCUUCCUAUUCAGGAGUUUCACUUCAGUCGCAUCCUAGAGGACAUCAGCCUGACCAACGAACAGUUCAUAGACCUGUGCAUUCUGCUGGGCUGUGACUACUGUGGCACUAUCAAGGGAAUCGGCCCCAAGAGAGCCAUUGACCUGAUUCGUCAGCAUGGCUGCAUUGAAGAAAUCCUUGAAAACAUCGACACAAAUAAGCACCCCGCCCCAGAGGACUGGCUUUACAAAGAAGCCAGGAAUUUGUUUCUGCAGCCGGAGGUGGUGGAUUGCUCUUCGGUGGAGCUGAAGUGGAAUGAGCCCGAUGAGGAGGGACUGAUCCAGUUCAUGUGCAACGAGAAACAGUUCAGUGAGGAGAGGAUCCGAAAUGGCUGCAAAAAGAUCAUGAAGAGCCGACAGGGCAGCACACAGGGACGGCUGGAUUCUUUCUUUACCGUCACUGGGUCGCUGUCCUCCAAACGAAAGGAACCAGAGACAAAAGGAUCUGCAAAGAAAAAACUGAAAACCGGAGCCACACCAGGGAAAUUCAAAAAGGGCAAAUAAGCUAAAAAUGGGAUUCUAGAUCCAGUUGUGUUAGUAUUGUCAUGAAUACCAUGAAGACAGACUCUGACUCCAUAUGUACUGAUGGAAAUGGCGCAAAUACCUCUAAAAAACAUUUUGAGGACCAGUUCAACAGAACAAACCAUAACAAGUUUCAAGCUAGCUGUCUUUAAUUAAAUCGUGAACGUUUGUUUUAUCCGAGUGUGCUUGGAAUAAAAUUUGUUUUUCUGAGUUUUGAUGCUCUCUUAAGGUAAAUUGACAAAUAAAACUCACUUUCACGAUGUGAGAAGUCUUUAGUUGUAGGCAAAUAAUAGGUUCCACAUCAUUUAAAUUCUAAUUAAUAAAAAGAAAAAUCAAGCUGGUAAGUGUAUCUGCUGUAUUUGAUGGCUUUCAAAAAGACAGGGGUUUUGUGGAAGAAUUUACUCAGCCCUGCUCACCACCCAAGUUUUUGCAGGAUCGUACAUUGAGGACUUUUUCAGACUGAACAGCAGUUAUGUUUGAAAAUGUUUUAGAAAAAAAGAAAAACAAAAGCUUUUUUCUUUUAUGACCAAAUUUGAGCCACGUUGGGGGUCAAAUUGAUAUCAACUUAAAAGAGGAGUAAUACUGUCUCCAACUGGCUGAUUAGGACUGGAAUCCUGUGUGGCUGGUCGGUCUACAACAACUGUUUUCCAUACCUGGAUUCAAUGCAAAUACUCAAGAGAAAAGGCUCACUGUUCUAAGCUGAUGUUGUAGUGGGUAUUUCCCUUUUAAAAAUAUGCUGUUUGAGUCAUCCAUUGACGACAACAAGCAGGACUCAAAGCCAAGUCAGUGCUCAUGUUAAGGUUCUAAGACCUACAAAUAAGUUCAUAACCACUUAAAUGAGUCUCACCUUUAAUAUUUCGGGCUCUUUAAAACUUUUUAGGAAGAGUACAGUGCCCUUACAGCUUUUCGCUUUGGUUCCCCUUUUUUUUGUGUGUUUUUUUUGUACAGCUGGUUAAAGAAAGUAAAGAAUGAUGAAUGAUUGAAUGACAUACUUUUGGCUCUAACCGUAUUACAGCAUCCUUCUUUUUUUUACAGACUAAAGUUUC